This is a messenger RNA of Xyrauchen texanus (razorback sucker), 3603 nucleotides long. RefSeq names its product CXXC-type zinc finger protein 1-like. Gene Ontology annotation, molecular function: DNA binding; zinc ion binding. The record is from RefSeq and is a predicted model, not a curated record. Bases 1090 to 2787 code for a protein of 565 amino acids. The transcript has 15 exons. NCBI's taxonomy places the organism in Eukaryota, Metazoa, Chordata, Actinopteri, Cypriniformes, Catostomidae. Gene Ontology annotation, biological process: positive regulation of DNA-templated transcription. Gene Ontology annotation, cellular component: Set1C/COMPASS complex.
UUGCAUUUUUACUCUCACAAAAAAUACUCGGGGGUAACAUGGUAAGAGAUGGUUUGGAUGGUAUUACCACAUUGGUUAUAAAGAAUGAUUAUGCCAUGGACCAAUGGUGAUUAUAAAGUAUACGAGUUACUUUAUAGAAGACUAUGCGACUUCCAAUGUGUACAGCCGUGGCCAAAAGUAUUGGCAGUGACAUACAUUUUGUGUUUGCUGCUUCAGUAUUUGUAGAUUAUUUUUUCAAAUGUUUCUAUGGUAUACUGGAAAACAAUGAUAAGCAUUUCAUGAGUUUUAAAAGCUUUUAUUGGCAAAAACAUUCAAUAUGCAAAGAGUCAAUAUUUACAGUGUUGACAUUUGUUCAUCAUAACCUCUGCAAUUCGCUCUGGCAUGCUGGACAUCAGAUUCUGGCCCAGAUCCUGACUGAUGGCGAUCCAUUCUUGCCUUAUUAGUGCUCGGAGUUAAUAACAAUUUGUGGGCUUCUGCUUGUCCACUUGCCGUUUGAGGAUUGACCACAGGUUCUCUAUGGGAUUAAGAUCCGGGGAGUUGCCUGGCCACGGAUCCAAUAUUUCAAUGUAAUGAUCUCCGAGCCACUUCAUUAUCACUCUUGACUUGUGACAUGGUGCUCCAUCAUGCUGGAAAAUGCACGGAUCAUCACCAAAUUGCUCCUGGAUCAUUGGGAGAAGUUGCUCUUGCAGGACGUUUUGAUAUCAUUCUUUAUUCAUGGCUGUGUUUUUGGGCAGAAUUGUGAGAGAGCCCACUCCCUUUGAUGAAAAGCAACCCCACACAUGGAUGGUCUCAGGAUGCUUCACUGUUGGCACGACACAGGACUCAUGGUAGCAUUCACCUUUUCUUCUCUGGACUAUCGAUUUUCCAGAUGUCACAUACAACAAACUUUAGGUACAGUUGAAGUCAGUAGUAUGCCCCUAAACGAUCUCUCUCUCCCCACCAUCUUCCGCAGUUUAUCCCUCUCGGAUGCUGGAUUAGCCUGAUAAGGGACCGGGUGUGUAGAAUCACCACCCGGCCCCACCCUCCGCCCUGCCACACUUGACUUUGUUGUGCUUAAGCCAUUUUGUCACAACUUUGGAGGACAGCGAGAUGUCGGUCUGUGAGCGACGUCUCGGACCGAAGAUGAAUCUGGACCAGAGAAAUGCACCUGCGUAUUGUGUUUGUCGCAAACCGGACAUCAACUGCUUCAUGAUUGGUUGUGACAGUUGCUGUGAGUGGUUUCAUGGAGACUGCAUUAAUAUAUCAGAGAAGAUGGCCAAAACCAUCCGCGUGUGGUACUGCGAAAAGUGUAGAAGUAAAGAUGGAUCCUUAGCGAUCAAAUAUCGUCCCAAGAAGAGUCGUGAAAAAGAGAUGGAGACUGAAAGAACAGAAAAAGAGCCAGACAUGCCGGAUUUCAAGAUGGAUGGACGGCACGGGGCACGGAUUAAGCGCUCCGCUCGCAUGUGUGGAGAAUGUGAAGCCUGUAUACGCACAGAGGACUGUGGACAGUGUGACUUCUGUAAAGACAUGAAGAAGUUUGGCGGCCCGAAUAAGAUCAGACAGAAGUGUCGACUGAGACAGUGUGAAGUGCGGGCACGGAAAAUGUUGCGAGUGAAGGAUGAGGAAUACUCCAUGUCUAGAGGCAACUACCACCAAUAUCAAGAUGGUCCGCUGUCUGAAGAGUACAGUGAUAAUGAGAUGGAGUUGUAUCAGCAGUACUGCGCCGGACAGUAUGGAGACCACAGCACGGGUUGGAACAGUGAUGAGGAUGAUGGUUCAUACAGUGAUUCGGCUAUAAGAAAGAGAGCUGUCAAGGUCAAGCAUGUGAAAAGAAGAGAGAAGCGAUCUGAAAAAAAGAAAGAAGAGAAUAAGCCUCGGAAGCACAAGCCGAAACAGAAGCACCGGGACAGGGUGAGACACAGCGAAAAAGCAGAGGUUCGAGACAGUGGAGGAGCCAGACAGUGCCUCGGACCCGGAUGUGUUGAAGCAGCACGCGCCAACUCCAAAUACUGCUCUGAUGACUGUGGCACGAAACUCGCUGCCAAUCGAAUCUAUGAGAUCCUGCCCCAGCGUAUUCAGCAGUGGCAGCAGAGCCCAUGUAUCGCCGAGGAACAGGGGAAGAAACUUCUAGAGCGCAUCCGCCGUGAGCAGCAGUCGGCUCGCAUGCGACUCACUGAAAUGGAGAAACGAUUCCAUGAGCUGGAGGGCAUCAUCGCUAAAGCCAAACAACAGGUUGUACAGCAUGACGAAGAGGUGAAUGAGGGAGAUGACGACACAGAUCUGCAAAUCUUCUGUGUGUCCUGCAGUCACCCAGUUAAUCCCAAGGUGGCGCUGCGUCACAUGGAAAGGUGCUACGCCAAGUAUGAGAGUCAGACUUCAUUUGGCUCCAUGUAUCCCACACGCAUAGAAGGUGCUACACGGCUCUUCUGCGAUGUUUACAAUCCACAAAGCAAAACCUACUGUAAGAGACUGCAGGUUCUCUGUCCAGAGCACUCCAGAGACCCAAAGGUCCCUGCAGACGAGGUCUGUGGGUGUCCACUUGUCCGUGAUGUAUUUGAGCCCACCGGAGAGUACUGCAGGGUGUCCAAACGCAAAUGUAACAAGCACUACUGCUGGGAGAAACUCCGCAGGGCUGAAGUGGACCUUGAACGAGUCAGAGUGUGGUACAAGUUGGAUGAAUUGUUUGAGCAGGAGCGCAAUGUAAGAACCGCGAUGACAAAUCGUGCAGGUCUCAUGGCUCUCAUGCUGCACCAGACAAUUCAACAUGACCCCAUCACCACAGACCUGAGAACCAGCAAGGACAGAUAAGAGUGUCGCAUCCCUUUUGUGAAGAUAUAUCCGAACAGUUGUUUGCUUAAUGAAACCGCAAAGCAUGUACUACUCUUUUUUUUUUUUGUACAUGCUUUAAUUAUUACAAUAAUUUGACCCUUGCUUUCACUCUAAAUGGGGAUAUUACAUUCAGUUGCUGUGCUUACAUAUUUUAGAUUUUAUUUCAACUCAUAAUGAUGUGUUUGUCCGGUGCAUUAAAAAGGUAAACCAUGAAACCGAAGAAAGAUUAAAAAAUACUAUUCAGUGUUUCGGAAAAUGUUUAGUGUUCUUGUAUGUGGACCUCAUUUCUCAUUCUUCUACUGUACACAAAGGAAUUGUUAUUAAGCACCCUCCAGUGGUUUAUUGUGUUUAUAAUUACUGCUCUUUUAUUCAAAUAAGGUUGUAAUACUUAUUACGACAAGUGUAACUUGUAAACACAGGACAUCCCAAUCAUUUUUUACACUUUGUUAGUAUUUUAAUACGUUUAUUAUAGUCCAUGAAAAAUGUAAAAAUCCAAGCUUUGCUUUUUCAAUUGCGUGCACACUGACAAGCCUUUUAGCUGGAAUGGUGCGAUUUUCUAAGGUGAAGCAAUUCAUGCAAUAAUGUAAAUGGGAAGGAGAAUAACAAAUUAAUAAUAAUAAUAAUUAAAUACGAUGUCUGCUACAGAGAAAAACUAUUUAAAGUGAUAUUAACUUAAUAUCUCAAAUUACGUCUUCUUUGAAGCUCUAGGUCUUUUGUUUUCAUGUGCGAGAACGAGCAAGAUGAUAUUUUUGUUGCAAUUUAACAUACACCUUUUCUAUAUUUUAACCAAUUAAA